UCAAGAUGCAUCUUAUAAAUUAGUCCAUUUGGAACAAACAAUAACUCAUCUCUUACAGAGCCAUAGAAUUAAAGAGCUUCAUCAUCUCAACCUAUGGAGGUACUAAACAGCAGUCGAGUAGUUGGAAUUCCACUCAAGAAUCUCCAACAUGCUUCUUCGACCGAUCACAGAAGACUAACUCUCCAUUCGGCAUCAUGUGGCCGUUCGGGAUACAAACCAAGACAUUCUGAUUUGGUGGCCAAUUGGAUGAACAAGUUCAGCAAGAAGGCAGAAAACAUUCGCGACCACGUGAAUUUAGGAACCAACUUUUCAGAAACUCUGAAGGGAAAGUUCAACCUGGGGGCUAAGAUUUUUCAAGCCGGAGGUCUUGAGAGAAUCUUUAGGAAAAAUUUCUGCAUCGAAAAGGGAGAGAAGUUGUCGAAGGCCUUCCAGUGCUAUUUGUACACCACUGCUGGUCCUAUUGCAGGGUUGCUAUUCAUCUCAAACAAGAAGAUAGCAUUCCAUAGUGACAGAUCCCUCAAGCUCACUUCUCCAAAGGGAAACUUGACCAGAGUGCCCUACAAGGUUUUGAUCCCAGUUGGGAGCAUCAAGAGAGCCAUACAAAGUGAGAACACUGAGAAGCCAAGUCAAAAGUACAUCCAAAUAGUUACAGUAGAUGACUUUGAGUUCUGGUUCAUGGGGUUCUUGAGCUACAAGAGAUCUUUCAAGCACUUGAAACAAGCAAUUUCAGAUUCUCAAGUUGGGAUUUUGCAGUUGACUCAGUGAUCAAAUUGUCUGAAAUUGUAUCUCGGAUCCCUUUUUCUUUUUUUUGAGUGGGAGGUGGAAGUCUUUAUGGGACUGAACAGCCUUCCUUCAUCUCAUUUUGUAUAAAUAGAUGUAGUGGACUGUUAUUUCACUCUUUCUGUGAACAAAGCAAUUCAUGACAUGGAAGCAUGAAUUUG
Molecule: messenger RNA, 941 nt
Organism: Zingiber officinale
Lineage: Eukaryota; Viridiplantae; Streptophyta; Magnoliopsida; Zingiberales; Zingiberaceae
Product: GEM-like protein 7
Exons: 4
Coding region: 94-765 (223 amino acids)
Source: RefSeq, a predicted model, not a curated record